Chara braunii is the source of this 2346-nucleotide messenger RNA. The record is from the annotation of a GenBank genome assembly. Lineage: Eukaryota; Viridiplantae; Streptophyta; Charophyceae; Charales; Characeae.
GGGGAGGGAGGGGAGGGGAGAGUUCGAAUUUGGCGCGCGAAGAAUACGUUCGCUAGGCUGUCUCCUUGCUCCCAUUUGGUGAUUGGCUUUGUUUUUUUUUUUUGUUCGCCUUUUCCCCAUCGAUCCGACGGACGACGAAAUGAUGGAAGCCACCGUGGCUAUGGCGGCCGCGGCCCCAGGGAUGUUGCACGACGAUCACAAUGAGGCUGUCGACAGGACACGUGUCCUCGUUGCUGAUCUGUGCAAGCAGUUCUACUUCAUGGGAUGGAUGCUUGGCACUUCUGGCAGCAUCAGCGUGAAGGUUCACGAGACCGGUGACGACAACUCUAAUCGAGCGAUUGUGAUGGCUCCCUCAGGUGUGCAGAAGGAGCGAAUCGCACCUGAAGACCUUUACGUACUGAACGCGGAUGGUAGAGAAUGGAUUGUGCCCAACGCAAAACCUCCCCCAGCGAAGGCUCCCAAGCUCACAGAUUCUUGCCCAGUCUUUCUCAAGGACAUCUUGACCUCUCGUUCACGAUUCGCAGACCCAGAGACGGACUUAUCUGAACACUCAGACGUGUGGAACACUCUGGGCGUAGAUGUAACGGUGGAGGCCAGAGAACAGUUGGACAAGCAAGUGUCGGUGGAGGAACUGUCUCACACCAUAUCCACGGUAGCAAGGGGAAAAGCACCUGGGGUUGAUGGGCUGGCGAUGGAAUUUUGCAGGUCAGUAUGGGAGGUGUUUGUAGAGGAGCUGGUAGCACUAUAUAACGAAGUUCUAGAAGGAGGAAGGCUAGGCCCUACCAUGACUCGGGGCAUCAUAACGCUGUUAUACAAGAAAGGGGAUCGCAGCGAGAUCAGAAACUGGCGGCCGAUAUCUUUACUUAACUUCUCAUACAAGCUGUUAGCCAAGACUAUGGCCAACAGACUCGCAGUAUAUCUUCCAAGCCUGGUGGGACCGGAUCAAGGGGCCUUCGUCAAAGGGAGAUCCAUCUUUGACAACUUGGCCACCGCGAUUGAGUCACUUGAGAUCAUUGGAAACAGGAAUUUGAAUGUGGCGGUCCUCAUGCUCGACAUGGAGAAGGCUUAUGACCGAGUUAAUUGGGCCUUCGUCCUCACAACACUGAAGAGGAUGAACUUCGGAAGNAUGCUCGACAUGGAGAAGGCUUAUGACCGAGUUAAUUGGGCCUUCGUCCUCACAACACUGAAGAGGAUGAACUUCGGAAGCGGCUUCUGUAAUGGCGUGAAAGCACUGUACCUGUUCUCCACAGCAGCAGUGCAGAUAUCGCAUAUGGAAAUGCUGAAGGGCAUUGCGGGCCAUCACUAUCGUGACGAGUUGAUAGUUCCUAUAAUCGAAAACAUGCCGCGAGAGUCUGAGCUGACAGAUAGUCUGGAAUCCGCGGUGAAGGCAUAUCCUCGAUCAACGGCUGUUCUUGUGCGUAAUCAUGGGAUUUAUCUCUGGGGGGAUACCUGGAUCUCUGCAAAGACACAGGCUGAGUGCUAUCACUACCUGUUCGAGACUGCAGUCAGAAUGCAUCAGCUUGGGCUUGACCCUUCCGACCCUCUUCAUCGUCCGUACAAGUCGAUAAAUGACCAGGUGGUCCCUUGUGGAUUUGGGAACGGGAUCACUAGUGAAGUUAGGAGUGCCACAUGUGGGACGGGCAGCAGGUUUGGACAAAGGGUAGAAAUUGAUCUUGCUGAGAAGGUAGAGGGUCUCACUCCUAUACCUCCCGCUGGAAGCAACAAGGAGGACGUGUGCAAAGCGACGGAAGCUUAUGUGGCUCUGCUAAUGGGCACGGAUCGGAAGGUUACAGGGCUCAAGGCAUUACAGGGUCAUAUCUGGAGAGCAGGUUAUGCCAUGGGUCAGCUUCAGGCUCUGAUGUAUGACGAUGUCCCAAAGGCGAUGGGACUAUGGCAAGAUGCUGGCCUCAAGACGUAUAUCUACUCGAGUGGGAGUCGGGAGGCCCAGCGCCUCUGUUUCGGGAACACAAAUUUUGGUGACCUGCGGAGGUAUUUAAGCGGCUACUUCGACACCACUGUCGGGGGCAAGCGGGAUGCCAAGAGUUAUGUCGAAAUAUAUCUCUCUCUCGGGGUGGACGAGCCAUCGGAGAUCACGUUCGCGACAGAUGUGUUGCAGGAAGCUCAGGCUGCAGGGAGUGCUGGUUUUGAGGCAGUGCUGGUGGUUCGUCCAGGAAAUGCGCCUCUGCCUCCAGCAUCUGAGCAUGGCUUCCGGGUCAUAACAUCCUUGCUUGAUCUUUGAUGAUGAAUGUAUAUUUGAGGAAGGAGGUCGGGGGAGCCAGAGAAGAGACGGAAUUCAGUCUUAUCCACAGCCGUAGAAACUAGUCUGAACAAAUCAAUAAGCCUGUG